AUGAACUUGUCUAAUACUCCCCAGGAAUGGAGCCCAGAACGCCAUAUCCAGUUCAUGGAUGAAAACCACAUUGCGAAGUCAAUUCUGUCCAUAUCCAGCCCUGGCGUGUACCUCUCCCCGCCUUCGAAAGCUGCAACCGAGAACGCAACAAAGCUCGCUCGCCAGGUCAACGACUAUGCAUCGGAGGUCAAGGCCAAGUACCCAGACCGCUUUGGAUUCUUCGCGUCUCUCCCUCUUCCAGACAUCGCGGCAUCAUUGGAAGAGAUUGAGUAUGCCUUUAAAGAGUUGGACCCGAAGCCGGACGGAGUCGUUUUCAUGUCCAACUUCUACGGCAUGUACUUCGGCGACCCAGCACUUGACCCAGUCUUCAAGGCUCUGGACGAACUCAAUGUGACGAUAUUCGAGCAUCCGACCACACCAUGCACCGAGGCCAAUCAUUUGACGUAUAGUAUUGACGGAGAAACCGCCGAGAUCACCCAAGCAGAGUGGCAGGCGCUGAACCGACCAGUCUCAACCCGCUUACCGAGGGCACCAACCCUAGACUUCCCAUUCGACACGGCUCGGACAUUUCAAGACAUGUUCUACUCACAAGUGCCCAGUCGGUUCACCAAGAUCAAAUGGAUCUUGUCUCAUGCUGGUGGAGGUCUCAUCCCGACGAUGGACAGGAUCAUCAGCUACAGCUUGCCGGAGCAUAAUCUGACAGAGGACAGAAUGAAGGAGACGCUUGCUCGGAGCUUCUACUUUGAUCUUGCGGGGCCGUGGCCGGUGACGGAGGCUAUUCCACCGUUGAUGCGAUGGGUUAGCUACGAAAAGCUGCUAUUUGGUUCGGAUACACCGUUUACGCCGUGGGUCGUUGCAGCUGUUAGUGCUGUGAAGUUUGACAAGGGCCUUCAUGAGUUGUAUGGGGAUUCGGCAGAAGCGACGGCUGUGAGAAGGGGUAAUGCCGAGACUUUAUUCGGCUGA
Colletotrichum chrysophilum is the source of this 963-nucleotide messenger RNA. RefSeq lists its product as uncharacterized. The coding region runs from base 1 to 963 and encodes 320 amino acids. Gene Ontology annotation, biological process: secondary metabolic process. Gene Ontology annotation, cellular component: cytoplasm; cytosol. Gene Ontology annotation, molecular function: hydrolase activity; carboxy-lyase activity. The transcript has a single exon. The record is from RefSeq and is a predicted model, not a curated record. NCBI's taxonomy places the organism in Eukaryota, Fungi, Ascomycota, Sordariomycetes, Glomerellales, Glomerellaceae.